AUGUUCAGGGAGUCGUUCUGGAGUCCCGCGCCGCCGCGCGACUCGCUUCCCAAGCCGUUCACGUUUAAGAAGCCCGAGGGCAACGGUGCUGCUGCCAACAUCUCGCUCGUUCUCGUCGCAAUUCUAGCGACCGUAGGCAUAGCCAUUGCGCUGGCCAUGGUGUCCAUGCCACUCCUGGGGCUCAUCGAGUCGUACUUCACAGGAGAACCCGCCAGCCUCCCCGCGCUCUUCCCCCACCCGUACUCCCCGUUCGCCUACAUGGGUGGAGGUGGGGAGGAGUCCAUGAUGGUCACUGGCGGCUUUGACUCGGGCCUCAAUUGGAGUUGUGCCGAUGGGGAGAACUGCCAUCUCUCCAAGGUUCUUCUAGCAGCGGCGCUUGGCUUGUCCGCGCUGCUCAUCCUACUCAUGUGCCUUGCGUUUUUUGUGGAUAAGGUUCUAUCCAGAAUUCUGGGGCAUACCAUUCAAGCUCUCACACAACAUCAACUAAAAAGAAGGCCGUCAGAGAGCCAUAUUGCGACUUCCGUCGCGAGGCUGGACGUCACCUGCGCCGCACCAGCAAAUUCCAGUGCUGCUGCCAGGCCGCAGCGACAAGAGGCGUCGCUCGUGGCGUCAUGGAGGAAGGCGCGCGUCGCCAGACCGGUGGUGCUCAGUGCCAGCGCGCAGGUGCAGGCCGCCCCCCGCGUCUCUGCACGCUCCGUCGCGGUGAAGGCAUCAGCAGGCUCUGCCGACGAGGCGGGCGUCAAGUACCACUUCGUGGUGGCGAACGCGACGUUCAUGCUGGACGAGGAGGAGCACUUCCAGGAGCAGCUCAAGGAACGGCUACGGUGGCUGGAGGAGAAGGGCACGGAGCAGAACUUCUGGCUCGUCUUCGAGCCCAAGUUCCUCGAGGAGUUCCCCGAGAUCGCCAAGCGCGUCAAGAGACCCGCCGUCGCUCUCGUCUCCACCGACGCUACCUGGAUCACGUUCAUGAAGCUGCGUCUGGAUCGCGUGCUCAAGGGCGAGUUCGAGGCCAGCUCACAGGACGACGCAUUGGAGGGCAAGCCUUUUGACAUCUCCUUCCCCAAGCCCGCCAACUGGGUCGCGCCCUACCCUAAAUACGAGCCCAACUGGUGGAAGCCCUAUGCCCCGGCCAAGUAUGCCAAGGCCAACUAG
This is a messenger RNA of Closterium sp. NIES-65, 1152 nucleotides long. Lineage: Eukaryota; Viridiplantae; Streptophyta; Zygnematophyceae; Desmidiales; Closteriaceae. The record is from the annotation of a GenBank genome assembly.